UUGAGCAGCAAUAUCAACAGUUACUGAACCCCUAACAUUAUUACAUUGCUAGGUUUUUAUAACCCCCUAACAUUACUAAAUCGUUAGCUGUUUAAAACCACAUGAGCAUCCGAUCAAGAGCGGGUACUCUUAAUUUGAGGGGUUCUCUAAGACGGCUCUUCUCCCUCACAUCCUCCGAGACAAGUAACACUCUAGUUAAGAGUGAACCGCCUCCCUCUCCUAAUAACAGGAUCCUUAUUGUGGGAUUGGGAAACUACCCUGCUCCAAGAUCCAGACAUAGCGUCGGUCAGUAUUUGUUGCGCGGUAUAGCAGAACGGAACUCUGUAGAAUUCUCAUACAAACGGAGCUGUAAAGCUCACCUUGCUUCCUUUCAAUAUAACGAUGCGGAAGUGUUCCUACUCAAGCCGAAGCAUUUUAUGAACCUCAAUGGAAAAAGUGUAGUAAAAGCCGCCUCAGUCCUCCAGAUCAGCCCUACUCACGUGGUUCUACUCCACGACGAACUGGAUCUACCACUCGGCAAGUUCAAGGUGAAACACGGAGGCUCCGCAAACGGGCACAACGGCGUUAUUGACUCUCAGGAGCGAAUGAAAUACAACGAUAUCAAACGUCUUCGUAUUGGCAUAGGUAGGCCAGAUAAUAAAGAAGACGUAAUGGACUACGUGUUAGAAGAUUUCACACGGAAUGAGCGCAACCAACUGUCAGCCAUGAAAGAAACUAUGAUCGAUACAGUGCAUCAGAUAAUUGCUGUCAUGCUCUCCCCUCCAGAUGAAAACAAACCGAAAGUUAAUCAGCCAAAAAAGAAGAAAAAACCAAGGCCAGCUAAGCCUGAAACUGCUGCUAUCACUGCUGACAGUGCGUGCACCACUGAUACCACUAAUGUGACAGUGGAAGGGAGUAUAGCAGAAACUGCUGAACCAUGUUCUGUGGUGAAUGAACAGGAUGAAAUAUCAGCAGUUGAAAUAGUUGCGGAGGACGAUGAAAUAUCAGCAGUUGAAAUAGUUGCGGAGGACGAUGCGGUGGUCCCUGAAACUACCUCCAAAACCCCACAACCAGAUUCUCCUGUUAACUAAAACCCAGUUAACUACAACAACAACUCUAACCGAAACUCAAGGGUGCCGGAACAGCCACCCAGUACACCCGGCUCACCAGGCAGACGACGUUUCUCCAGUGAAACAGUUCCUAAAAUAUUUCCGUACGACGAGCAGGACGUGAGGAAGGAUUACAAUAAGAGGGAGAGUAAGAUAGAAAGAACCUGCAAUAAGAGAUUAGAUUACCGACAUUAUAGGAUGGAUAGGAGAGACUCUGAUUCCAGUAGAGAGUGAGUACAGGUUCUCAGGGAGUCAGACUCCAGCAGAGUCGAGAUAAGGCAUUCAGGUUCCAGUUCAAAUUGAGAGGAGAGACACAGAUUCGUACAGAGAUUGAGAAAUGAGACUUAGACUGAAGCAGAGUUAAGAAAAGCGGGUUCAAUUCCAGCAGCGAUUGUGAAAAUGGAAACAGAUUCCAGUAAAUAUCCAGUAGACAUUGAAAUAGAUGAUCAGACGCUAUCAAGCUGUGGUAGACAAGAGCGGCUUGAAUCAUGAGUGAUCGUGAAAAUAGAAACAGAUUCUAUAGAGUCAGAUUGUCAGAAAGGGUACUGAGAAAUCUAGAUUAGAGAUUGAGACAGUUACUAGUCAAACGAACUUGAUUUAGCCAUUAAAGAGUAAAACUCUUAGGACUGACCAUUGUAAUUCUUCAGAGAUGAGCUGCAAAGAUAUUUGAUCAACUAUUGACUGUAUGAUAAUACCGCUCAAUUACGUACGGACUGUAAGAAUUAGCUAGGCUUCUGUCGUUAUUUAGACGACAUAAUGGUUAUAUAUCCAAUAUCAGACAGCAACUUCGCUGAGUGAACAACCUGAUUUAGUCGAGUUUUAGAGUCUCAUUUGAUUUUGUUGACCGAAUAAUUAACCUAACUACUACUUACUCCAGCGAAGUUUUAAAGGUGAUUUUCUUUUGGGAAAACAAGUAAACUUUUAUUGUUUAGUAGAACAAAUGACUGUUGUUAAGUUUUAUUAAUAAAAUACGUAAUAUACGUAUUACGUAUCGAUAUGUUCGAUAAAACUUCUGUUGUUUUAAACGUAUUGAUGCUUAUACAUCAGAAUGUGAUAUUCUGAUCGAUAAUUGUUAAAUUGAUAUAUGAAUUUGACUUAUAAACCGGAUAUGUUCAAUUAUAACAGGUUCUGUGGUUACAUUCCUUGUCCCACAAAGAAAUUUUACCAGUUUUUGUUUAUUAUUUUUACGUG
This is a messenger RNA of Bolinopsis microptera, 2279 nucleotides long. Its product is annotated as peptidyl-tRNA hydrolase-like. The record is from RefSeq and is a predicted model, not a curated record. The transcript has 6 exons. Gene Ontology annotation, molecular function: peptidyl-tRNA hydrolase activity. Lineage: Eukaryota; Metazoa; Ctenophora; Tentaculata; Lobata; Bolinopsidae. The coding region runs from base 102 to 1070 and encodes 322 amino acids.